AUGAGCUUGACUAUUGUUGGACUGGGAUUGGGCGAUGUGGACGAUAUAUCACUAAAAGGCUACAAGGCGAUAAAGGAGGCCGAUUUAGUGUAUUUGGAGAUUUACACAUCCCUGCUGAUAGAUUCCGAUAAGAAAAAAUUGGAGGAGUUUUAUGGUAGAGAUAUAAUUGAGGCCGAUAGAAUCUGCGUUGAGGAACAAAAUGACCAAUUUUUAACAGAAUCUAAGACCAAAAAUGUAGUAAUUUUAAUCGGCGGCGACCCGUUCAGUGCCACUACACACACUGAGUUGUAUUAUAAAGCACUCGAGUUGGGAUUAAACGUCAAUGUAGUUCACAAUGCUAGUAUAAUAAACGCAGUUGCAAUCACCGGAUUUGGAGAAACUGUUUCAAUUCCAUUUUUUCAAGAUAAGUGGAGACCCACAAGCUUCCUCGAUAAGAUAGUAAGUAACUACAAAUCGAACCUGCACACACUGUGUCUUCUUGACAUAAAGGUCAAGGAACGCACCGAUGAGAACAUUUUGGCAAACAGAAUGAUAUUUGAGCCCCCAAGAUUCAUGAGUAUUAAUGUUGCAAUUGACCAACUGUUGGAGAUAGGUGCUGGAACACUGGACGUUGCAAGUUUAAAGGCCUUUGGUGUUGCUAGACUAGGAUCCCAGAACCAGGUGAUUAAGUCCGGUAUACUGAGGGACUUAAAAAACUACGAUUUCGGCCAACACCUGCACUCCCUGGUCAUCUGCGCUCCCAACUUACACGAACUGGAGCAGUCGUUCUACGAGCUAUCAUGUAUCAGUCACUAA
Molecule: messenger RNA, 795 nt
Organism: Theileria orientalis strain Shintoku
Lineage: Eukaryota; Apicomplexa; Aconoidasida; Piroplasmida; Theileriidae
Product: diphthine synthase
Exons: 6
Coding region: 1-795 (264 amino acids)
Biological process (GO): protein histidyl modification to diphthamide
Molecular function (GO): diphthine synthase activity
Source: RefSeq, a predicted model, not a curated record